CUCCCCCAAACCCCGACCGCCGGCCUGGCGCGCGGCUGCGCCCACCGGCUCCGCGCUGCCGCCGCCGCCGCCGCCGCCGCCACCGCCACCGCUGCCGCCCUGCCGUUCCCCCGGCCUGCGGGCCGCCCGGGCUAGUGCCUAGGCCAGCCUGCUCCGGCCCGCGGCCCCGGUGCCCGCCGCCGCGCCGCGCCCCGGCCGGGCGUGGAUGGAGGGUGCCGCGCGCCCUGCCCGCUGCUCGGCGUGACGCGGGCCCCGCGCCCCGCGCCCACCAUGUCCUACCCGCAGGGCUACCUGUACCAAGCGCCCGGCUCGCUGGCGCUCUACUCGUGCCCGGCGUACGGCGCGUCCGCGCUGGCUGCGCCGCGCAGCGAGGAGCUGGCGCGCUCGGCGUCGGGCUCCGCGUUCAGUCCGUACCCCGGCUCCGCGGCCUUCACCGCACAGGCGGCCACUGGUUUCGGCAGCCCGCUGCAGUACUCGGCCGACGCCGCAGCCGCCGCCGCUGCCGGCUUCCCGUCCUACAUGGGAGCGCCGUAUGACACUCACACGACCGGGAUGACUGGAGCCAUCAGCUACCACCCUUAUGGCAGCGCGGCCUACCCGUACCAGCUCAACGACCCGGCGUACCGCAAGAACGCCACGCGGGACGCCACGGCCACGCUCAAGGCCUGGCUCAACGAGCACCGCAAGAACCCCUACCCCACCAAGGGCGAGAAGAUCAUGCUGGCCAUCAUCACCAAGAUGACGCUCACACAGGUCUCCACCUGGUUCGCCAACGCGCGCCGGCGCCUCAAGAAGGAGAACAAGAUGACUUGGGCCCCGAGGAACAAAAGCGAGGACGAGGAUGAGGAUGAGGGCGACGCUGCGAGGGGCAAGGACGAGAGUCCCGACAAGGCGCAGGAGGGCACAGAGACCUCAGCCGAGGACGAAGGGAUCAGCCUGCACGUGGACUCGCUCACUGAUCACUCUUGCUCGGCCGAGUCCGACGGGGAGAAACUGCCCUGCCGCGCUGGGGACCCCUUGUGCGAAUCGGGCUCAGAGUGCAAGGACAAGUAUGACGACCUGGAGGACGAAGAGGACGACGAAGAGGAGUGCGAGCGCGACCUGGCCCCACCCAAGCCCGUGACUUCGUCUCCGCUCACCGGCGUGGAGGCGCCUCUGCUGAGCCCCGCUCCCGAGGCUGCGCCCCGCGGUGGCGGCGGUGGCAAGACACCGCUGGGCAGCCGGACGUCGCCCGGCGCACCGCCGCCUGCCAGCAAGCCCAAGCUGUGGUCGCUGGCCGAGAUCGCCACGUCGGACCUCAAGCAACCGAGCCUGGGCCCGGGCUGCGGGCCGCCGGGGCUGCCAGCUGCCGCCGCACCCGCCUCGUCCGGGGCACCUCCGGGCGGCUCGCCCUACCCCGCCUCGCCGCUGUUGGGCCGCCACCUCUACUACACGUCGCCCUUCUACGGCAGCUACACAAACUACGGGAACUUGAACGCCGCGCUGCAGGGCCAGGGCCUUCUGCGGUACAACGCGGCGGCCACGGCCCCCGGCGACACGCUGCACGCCGCGCCCAAGGCGGCCAGCGACGCGGGAAAAGCGGGCGCGCACCCGCUGGAGUCCCACUACCGGCCCUCUGGCGGAGGCUACGAGCCCAAGAAAGAUGCCAGUGAGGCCUGCACGGUGGUUGGCCCAGGCGUCCAGCCCUACCUAUAGAAGGGCCCAGUUCAGCAGUGCAAGUAGGUGUCACAAUUGCUUUGGAAAAAAAAAUGUCAGGAGGCCAUUCUGUCUUCCCAAGCUCACAAAUACAAAAAAAAAAAAAAAAAAAAAAGCUGGACCACAUUUUGUGCCACUGUAAAAAAGAAGACGCACAAGGCACUGUCAACCCGCAGACUCUGAGGACUGGACACACUGGUGUCAGACAUAUGUGAAUUUCUUGGCAUAGUAUAGCUUCCCCGAUGUUUGUGUGACUUUUGAAAACAAUCUGUUUUUCUCAGGAUAUCUUGAAUUGAUCACUUCAUUGCCACGGUAUGUACUCUAUAGGUGUGAUAGGAUUUACUGUAAAAUUUAUUUGUAAAAGAUGUACACAGUAGAAAUAAAACGUGAUUGAAGAACCUGAGUCCUUCAGAAGUGGAAACAAAUUUGAUAUUUAUUUUUAUAAUGAUAUAAAGCUUCUAGUAAUUUAUGCAAGUUCUAUUGCAAUGUGAUCUAAACUUUUUUGUAAAUAAAUUCUGCCUGGUUUUUAUUUGAACAUUGCUGGUUAUACAAUCUUUGUUGGUUGUUUAACGUGAAUUCUUUACUAAUUUAUAUCUUAAAUUGUAAAUAAAAACAGACUAGUCUACAAUAA
Castor canadensis (American beaver) is the source of this 2326-nucleotide messenger RNA. It is a transcript of the gene Irx2, whose product is annotated as iroquois homeobox 2. Gene Ontology annotation, biological process: neuron differentiation; cell development; regulation of transcription by RNA polymerase II. Gene Ontology annotation, cellular component: nucleus. Gene Ontology annotation, molecular function: RNA polymerase II cis-regulatory region sequence-specific DNA binding; DNA-binding transcription factor activity, RNA polymerase II-specific. NCBI's taxonomy places the organism in Eukaryota, Metazoa, Chordata, Mammalia, Rodentia, Castoridae. The record is from RefSeq and is a predicted model, not a curated record.